This is a messenger RNA of Paramecium sonneborni, 7483 nucleotides long. NCBI's taxonomy places the organism in Eukaryota, Ciliophora, Oligohymenophorea, Peniculida, Parameciidae. The record is from the annotation of a GenBank genome assembly.
AUGGUAUUUCGAAAGCUGAUCAUAGUUUUUUUUCUUUAAUUUCUUUUAACAAGAUGUUAGGAGACUCCAAGAAAUUGUGUUUGUGGGCAUGUAAAUAGUCAAAAUGAAUGUUUGAAUUCUGGAUAUUGCUUUUGGGAAAAAAAUGUAUGUGUUUUAAGAUCUGGUCAAACAUACAACAAGGAAAUUUAGAAUGAAAAUCCAUGCAAGAAUUUUGCAGAAGAUGAUUGCAGAAUUUAGGAGAAAUGUGGGUUUUAUUUGGGUCAGUGUAUUGACUUUAUAAAUUGUAGUAUAUUCAAUAGCGAAACUUGCUAAGAAUCUUCUUUUAGAUGUGUUUCUGAUGGAAAUAAAUGUGCUGAAAUGUUAGAAUGUAAUAAUUACAUCACAUAAGAUGGAUGUAUGAAUAAAAAUUAAAAAGGUAAGUAUUGCUUUUGGGAUUAAGAAGUUAAAAAUUGUGUAGAUGUAAAAAAUUGUGAAGAAUUACCAUUAUUGUUAGUUAGCCAUUCAAUGUGUAAAGAAGGUUUAGAUGAGUGCACAAUAACUGAUAAAUAAUAUGGUUGUAUGAAGUAGAAGGAAUCAUGUAGUUAAUAUUUAAAUGAUUUUUAAUGUUAUGAGAGUGUAUCAAAAUCUUAAAAUUGUUUUUGGGAUUCUUAAAAUAAAUAAUGUCUUGAAAAGGUUUGUUAAAAUCUACCAUUUAUAUUUGAUUAUUAAUGUAAGUCGUAUUUAAAGGAAUGUACAUCAAAUGGAAUUCAUUGUAUAAAAAGGAAAUAAUGUAGUGAUGCUAAAACUAAAUAUGGUUGUGUAACAGAUGUUUAGGGUAACAAAUGCGAAUAUCAUUAAAAUGAAUGUAAAAUCAAAAGUUGUAAUACUGCUCCAGAGUCAUUAAAGAAUUAUUAAUAAUGUUAGGAUUAUGAUAAUCUUUUAGAUUGUGUUACUUCUGAAAAUGGAGGAUGUAAGUAGAGACCUACUUCAUGUGAAGGUUAUGUUAAUGAAAUGGAUUGUUAUUCAAAAGAAUAAUAAGAUUGUGUAUGGUACAAUAACAAAUGUGAAUAAAGAUAAUGUUAUCAUGCUCCAGUUCACUUUAGUUUUUAAGAUUGCAAAUAGUAUGGUAAUUGUAUUGGUAAUUUAAAUGGUGGAUGCAAAGUAACACCCUAAUCAUGUGAUUUUAGAAGAACCAUUCUGUGAACUUAAUUAUAAAAAAGAAAAAUGUAUUUGGCUGAAUAAUAGUUGUAUGUUGUUAGAAUGUAAUAAAUUGAAAUUACCAACUUAUAAGAAUCAUAAAAUUUGUUAAAUGGCAAGUCAAUAUUGCACAUUUAAUCUAGACUCUUUUGGUUGUACUGAUUAUUUAUGUGAUAAUGUUCAAGAAAUUGAAUAUUGCUAAAUAGAUUCAUUAGGCACAGUUUGUACUUUAAAUUAAGGAUGUAUAGAAAAGAAAUGUAGGACUGCCCCUCCUCUAAUGAUUCAAAUGAAAAAUGUGAACAAUGGUUACCAUAAUGCACAGUAAAUGUUUAAGUUUUAUAAAAUACUAAAAUAUUGAUUGGAUGUUUAGAUAAAAAGAAUGAUUGUAAGGAAUUACUUCAAGAUCAAUGUUACACUACUAUCUAAGGGUUUAAUUGUAAAUGGAAUAAUUCUAGUAAAAUCUGCGAAAAUCAAAAUUGCACAGAUGCAAAUCCUAAUUUAUAUAAGACUAAUUAGGAUUGCAGAUUAUUUAAAGUUUUUUCUGGUUCUUGCAUAAUUAAUUCUACUCGAAUUGGAUGUUAAUCGUGGCCAAUUAAUUGUAAUUAGAUGGGAAAUUAAGAAUAGUGUUAAUUAAAUUUAAAAAAUGAGACUCUAUGUUUUUGGACUGGAAGUUAUUGUAAAACAUUAGAAUGUUCAGAUGCUCCUAAAAAUGAAUAUAGAGAUAAUAUUUAAUGCAAUAAAUGGCUUAAACAUUGUAUUUAUAAUUCAGAACUUGGAGGAUGCAGGAAUCGACCCAAUCCACUUAUUUGCACAUCUUCUCCAAAUAGUAGUAUGUAUGAUAAUCAUGAAAAAUGUUUUGCUUGGAAUCCUAAAUGCACUGUGAUUUCCUCCAUUUAAGCUGAAGGAUGUGAAUUAAAAAAAACUAAUUGUUAUGAAUAUAUCAGAAAAAGAAACUGUAGAACAAAUUUGAGUGGGUAAAAUUGUUAUUGGGAUGAUUCUGAAGGAAAAUGUAAAAAUGAAGAUAAUAAUAAUGAUGGAAUACCAGAUUGUAAUAAGAGAGUCUUAGGAAAUCUAACGCAUGAAGAUUGUGAAGAAUUUUUAUCUACAUGUACAAUAAGUAAUUUUAAUAGACACUGUUCAAAUCUAUAAUCGUACUGUCAUUGGUAUACAUAUUAAUAACAUUGUGUAAUCACUAGAGAAUAAUAACCUUGUAAAUGGGACGAUUACAAUUAAAAAUGUAUAGACGUAAAAUGCGUAGAUAAUUAAACUGCUGAGACUGAAGCUGAAUGUUUAAGAUUUAAAAGAUUUUUCUAGUGUCAAUUAAAGAUUAAUUCAAAUGGAUCAUAUGGACCUGGUUGUGAAAAUAGACCCUAUUAUUGUAGCUAAAUUACAAAUUCUACAAUUUGUAACUUAACUUUCACCUACAACAAUUAGAAAUGUUAUUAUUUUAAUUCUUCAUGCUAAAGUGUACCAAAUAAUGAAUGUAUUUCUAUCAGAAACAGUACAAGUCAUGCAUUUUGUCAAUUAUACAAUAAAUAAUGUAUAUUAUAAACAAGUGGAUUAGGAUGCUAUUCUAUUAAUAAUUGUUUAGACUUAUCUAAUGAAGUUUGUAACAAUGCUACCAUGAAAUUUAAUAUUAAGUGUAACUUUUAUAUUUCGUGUAGAAGGGAUUUAUAUUGUUCCGAUAAAUAUCGUUCUUCAGCUGCUUGUAAUGACAUAAAAACUUAAUUAGGAUAAUUAUGUAGUUACAUUUAUACUAAUGGUGACUAUUAUUGUAGAGAAUAAAUAUCAGAAAAGACACUCAACUUUUCUUCGACAAAUUUUCAAAUUAGAACAACAGAAUGUCAGAAUUAUUCAUCAACAUAUAGAUAUGAUACAACUUUAAUGAGAUGUAUAUAAAUUACAUCUUGUAGUCAACAAAGUGCUACUAAAUAAAUCUGUGACUUAUCGAUUGUUAGAUUAUAUGAAAAUUCAUUGUAAAAAUGUGGAUUUAAUUCCCUGACCAAUUAAUGUGAAAACAGAAAAUGUGAGCAUGUAACUUCGGCUGCUACAGAUAAAAGUUGUUAUGACUGGAAUUUUAAUUGUGUUCCUGAUACUAUUGGUUGUAAAACUUACACUGAUUGCACAUAAAUUUAAUUAAUCUAUUAAUGUUAUUCAUUUUCCUAGUGUUAUUGGUAGGAUAGUAAAUGUGUAAGAUAUGUAAAUUGCCAAGUUAACACUAAUGCUAUUUCAGAUCUUGAAUGCUUGUUAAUAAAUGCUCAAUUCUGCAGAUUAAAUUACACUAAAGGAUAAGGAUGUUCUUUUACAAACUGCGGUCAUGUUAUGGAAUCAUCAAUCUGUAAUUCUACUAGUCUUGUUGAUGGAAGAAAUUGUUAUUGGAGUAAUGGGUGUUAUCACAAAAAUUGUUCAUCUUAUUCAACCUAAUCUGAGUGUGAAAGUAGUUAUGGUUAUAAUUCAUAUUAAACAACUAGAUGUUAUUGGUGCCAAUAUAACUCUACUAGCUGCUCUUAUAAUAAAUAUUGCAGUCCAAAUAGUAUGAGUCAAAUUAAAUCACAUGAAGAUUGCAACAAUUAAAAUGUCUCAACCACAAUAUAUUUUUCAUUUAGCCAAAAAUGCACAGUAAAAAAAUAAACUUGUGAAGAAUACACUUAUGAAAAUGCAUGUGUUAGUACUCUAGAUGGUAUAAAAUGCUAUUGGGAGAGUGUUUAAGGUAUUUGUAAAAAUAUCUGUGUUUCUUUAGCUAGUAAUAGUAAUUUAGAUUGUUUUAAUUUUCAUCCUUAUUGUAUGCUAUAGCAACCUGAAAAUUAAUGCAUGUUGUUAAAUUGUAUAGAUUUAAUAGAGACUGACUGUAUUAUUUUUACUUAAAAAUGCUUUUGGAAUGAUUCUGAAUGUUAAAAUGUUGGUGAUUGUAACGAAUAUCUCACAGAGGAUUUGUGCUUUGAUACAAAGAAUAAAAAAGGAAUACCUUGUUUUUGGGAUGAAGCCAAUACUUAAUAAUGCAUAGAAAAAACUUGUGAGAAUAAGUCAACAAUUUCAUUAUCACAAUCAGAUUGUGAUAGUUGGCUUUAAAAUUGUAAGUUCAAUUAAAAUAGUUCUUCAUGUGUUGGAGAUUGUUCCUAGGCUGGUAUUACUUAUCUUACUCAUUAAUAAUGUGAAUCGUACUUUAUAAAUAAAAAUUGUACACUCAAACUCGAUAUUAUUUAAUGUGUGGACCUCCCAUAUUCUUGUUCUUUUGCCUGGAAGUCUUAAUGCUAUCAAGAUAGAUAUGGAAAAUUAUGCUACUUUUAAGCUUCAUCCAAUUAGUGUGUUGAUUUAGAAUGUAUUAAUUUGGACGCGUCUUAUACAACCCAUAAUAGAUGCAACUAAAAAUUAUAGACUUGCACAGUAAAUACAACUCUAAAUGGAUGCCAAUUGUUAUAAACUUGUGAUAGUUAUUAACAAAAAGAGCAAUGUUAAUUUGAUUAGAACUAUGUAGCAUGUGAAUGGAUGAUUAAUUAAAAUAAAUGUACUAUUAAGAAUUGUUCAACAGCAUAAUUAAAUGAAUAUUCAGCUUAUAGUUGUUAAUUAUAUCUUGAUAAUUCAUGCACAGUAAAUCAAUAAUUAGAUGGAUGUGAGGUUGGUUAAUCAUUGUGUAUGAUGUAUACUUAUAAUCAAUGUAUCAGUACUGGAUAAAAAAAUUUAAAUGGAAAACCUUGUUUUUGGGAUAAUGAUAAAAAUACUUGUUUGGAAAAGAUGUGUGAGAAUGGUCCAUCAAUGGCAAAAUCGCAUUCUGAUUGUUUUGGGUUCCUCUCUACAUGUUAAAAAGGUGGUUGCCGCAUUAAAGAUUGUUUUGAUUAUAAUUAUGCCAUAGAUUCAGCUUGUGCUUCAAUAUUUUAUGAUAAAAGAUGUGUAACUAAUGGUUAUAAUUGUAUUUUAAGAUAGGCUUGUGAAGAUGCUUAAAUGAUUGAUGGUUGUCCUUUUGAUAAAAAUUUAAAUCCUUGUGUUUGGGUUAACGAUAAAUGUUUGACAAAAACUUGUUAGACUGCAUUAAAUUAAUUAACUAAAUAUGAAGAAUGUAUUAAUUAUUUACCUCAUUGUACAGUUCAAUAGGAAGGAGGUUGUACCUAAAAGAAAUUAUGUUAAGAUUACUUAUUUAAAGAGGCUUGUAAUACAAAUGAUUCAAAUGAAGAAUGUAUAUGGGAUGAUUAUCUAAAUAAAUGUUUUUACAUUACAUGUAUUGAUUAAUGUGGUGAUGGUAUUGUUACAACCAAAGAAGAAUAAUGUGAUGAUGGUAAUUAUUUACCUUAUGACGGUUGUUAUAAAUGUUAGAUUUAAUGUCCGUAAGGAUGUAAUAUUUGUAAUGGUCGGUUUUGUGUAGAAUGUUAAAAGUAAGGAUGGAAAUUAGAAAAUAGUGUUUGUAUUUCAAUCUGUGGGGAUGGUUACAAAGUAGGAAAAGAAUAGUGUGAUGAUGGAAAUUCUAUAGAAUAUGAUGGAUGUUACUAAUGUUCCUAUUCAUGUCACAAACAGUGUAUUGAUUGCUACUAAGGAUAAUGCAUUUAAUGUCCACAAGGAUAUUUAGAAAAUGGAGCUCAAUGUCUUAAUGUAUGUGGUGAUGGAUAUCUUGUUAAACCAGAAGAAUAGUGUGAUGAUGGUAAUCGUGAUUCUAAUGAUGGAUGCAAUAGUAAUUGUUUUGUUGAAUAAAACUGGAAAUGCUAAGAAUCAAUUAACAAUCUUAGUAUUUGUAAUUAUAUGAUUAUACCUUAUCUAAUACUUACUAAGUUAACCAAAACAAACGUUGGUAUUCAAGAAUUCUAAUUAUCUUUCUCUGAACCUAUUCGUUUGAAUGUUAAAGGUGUCACAGAUGAACAAUUUUAAUAAAUGAUUAUCAUUACUAUUUUAAAUACCAAAGAUUCAAAUUAUGAUUUUGAAAUCAAACCUAUCACUCCAAUCUCUACAGAAUUAACUGAUACUGCAUAUAAAAUUUUACUCAAUUUCAAAACUUUUAUUUCCAAUCCUAUUUUAAAAGUAUUAAUUCAAAGUAAUGACAUUGUAAAUGUAUAAAAUAACACCUUAUAUUCCAAUGAAAUUUAAUUGGAGUUAAAAUCUCCUAACAAAAUUUCUGAUGAUCAACAAUCACUUAUUGCCAAGACUGCAGAAUUUAGUCAAAUGGUUAUAUAAAUCAUUUUAAUAAUAGCUGGCAUUGUUUUUUUGUGUGGUAAUUUAGAAAUUUUAUGGAAUCUCCUUGAUAUGCUUCAAUAAUUAUCAUAUAUCAAAUAUCACAUAAAUUUAUUUCGAAAUAUUUAAGUUUGGUUCUUUUACCCCAAUUUUCAUUAAUCUAAAUACACCAUAUACCUUUCAAAAUAUUUUUGAUUUCUAAAUCCCAAAUAUUCCAGCUAAAUGGAAAUUUAAAGAGUAUUAAAUCAACUGUUACUUUCUGGAUACCUUUUAAACAUUACUAUUUAUGAUCCUUCUUGGAUUUGCCUAUUAUAUUCUCUCUUUUAUCUUUUAUAAAUUACUUUUCCUCAUUAAAUAUCAAAAUUUACCUGCCAUUCUAUAUAGAUUAUGGGAAUCAGAUAUUUAUUUUAAAAUAGCCAGAUUUGUAUAUUCCUUUUAAAAGAUUAGUAGAAAAUAUUUUUAAUAUUUUUUUUUUUCGGGAUUAUUAAGAAUUUUAGCAUCCAAUUUUUAUGAAAUUACCUUUGCCUCUAUUUUAUAAAUGAUCAAUUUUAAUUCUGACACUUUUCUAAAUAAAAUUAUUUCAUUUUUAGCUCUUAUUAUGUUCAUAUUUAAUCUAUUCGUUUUGACUUUCAUUUAUUCAUAUCUAAGUAAAAAGAGUAAAGUUAAGAAAAGCUUAUCAAUAUUGAUCGAAGGAGUUAAAAGCCAAAAUAACAAUGGAUCUAAAUAAUAUUUUACUAUAAUAUUAGUAAAGAAAACCUUAUUCAUUAUUAAUUUAGUUGUAUUUUAAGAGCUUGUCACUGCUUAGAGCAUUAUUACAGCCUGUAUAUCUGGAAUUUAUUGUUGUUAUAUUUAAAUUUACAAGCCUUUUGAAAACAAUUACGAAAAUAUCAAAAUAUUCUAUACAGAAAUACUGAUUGUCUUAAAUACUAUGAUUUUCCCAGUAUAUGAAGUUAUCAAAAGAAAUCAAAACAAAGACAUUGCAUCAAUUUUAGGAUGGAUAAAUGUAGGUUGUUUUACUUUGAUUCUAGUUCUAAACUUAUUAAUUGAUAUCUACCAAUAAUUAAUAAAAUAUGUGAAGAUUUUAAUUGCAAAAUUGAAUAAUUAUUUUUGGGAAGAAAAAACCGAUCCUAAAGAUCAAAUUGUUUUUUUUUGA